Blepharisma stoltei is the source of this 952-nucleotide messenger RNA. NCBI's taxonomy places the organism in Eukaryota, Ciliophora, Heterotrichea, Heterotrichida, Blepharismidae. The record is from the annotation of a GenBank genome assembly.
AUGGAUGAAAAUACACAAAGCUUCUUGUCCUCUUCAGAAACACCUCCGUUGAAACCCAAAUAUUUGAAUAUAGCUAACUCGAAAAACUUAAAUCUUUCACAUAUUUUAAGCAAAAAUUUUAAUGAUGAGGAUUUAUGCAAGAGUUCAACUGGAUCUACUAUAAAAUCUCACAAAAGAAAAGGUGCUGUUGAAAUUACACCUUUGGGUAUAAAGCCAACAUAUAAAUGCUAUAUCCCCUUCUGGAUUAGUAAUGACAAUAUAAAGAUAAGUCAUGGAAAACCCAAUUUCCUGUUUUUGAUAUUUAUUAUGAUACUUAUUUUUUAUAAUCAGAAAAUUAGAUUAAAUAUAGCAUAAAUUCAGUCAAUCAAAAAAAGAAAUUCCAAGAAAUGACAGCGUUAAAACAAUUAUUGAUAAGCAAGACAUCUCAGACAAUCUUAACAGUCAAACUUUAAAAUCCUCUAUGAAACCACCAUAUAAAAAUUUUCCUGAAUUGAAAUUAAAAGAACUAUUUGUAAGUUUUACUUAACACCCUUGGCUACUAAACAAAAUUUUUAUAUUAAUAAUGAUUGAUAAAUAUUAAUGAUUAUAAGAUCUCCAGCUUCAUCUAUUAAAUUUUUAAAUAAAUUAAAUUUGAUUAUUUGUUUCAAAUAUAAAAAAAAAAAUCAAACUAACUUAUAGAGCAAAAUGUUUUACUCGCUAAAUAAAGGGGAGUUAGAAAAAAAAAUUUAACGAAAAAUCUCGUUAUGAACAGUUUUUGAAGUCCUCGAGGUCAAAAUUGAAAAUUUCGCCGAGAAAUAAGAAAGGGAAUCUUGAUAAAAUAAUGAAAAAAGACAGCCCUGAAUUGAUAAUGGAAGAAUUAAGAGAAAUAAAAGAGCCUGAAGUGUGGAAUAACGUUAUUAAAAUUUUCAAAGCAAAACCAAAAUUGCUGCUGGAUUUAAUUCCUCUUAAGUAA